Gekko japonicus is the source of this 5808-nucleotide messenger RNA. It is a transcript of the gene GTF2A1, whose product is annotated as general transcription factor IIA 1. The record is from RefSeq and is a predicted model, not a curated record. Bases 288 to 1424 code for a protein of 378 amino acids. Gene Ontology annotation, cellular component: transcription factor TFIIA complex. NCBI's taxonomy places the organism in Eukaryota, Metazoa, Chordata, Lepidosauria, Squamata, Gekkonidae. Gene Ontology annotation, biological process: transcription by RNA polymerase II; transcription initiation at RNA polymerase II promoter. The transcript has 9 exons.
AGCAGGCGGCUGGCGGCUGCAGCCCAAGGGCCGCCGUGCAAGGCCGGGCCGCGGGGGAGGGCGGCUGACGCGCUUUCCCCGUCCAGCGGCGGGGGGGACGGACGGAGGGGGGAAGCCCGCGAGGAGGGACGGAGGGGAAAGGGACGGGGAGGAGAGGCCGCUGGAGCUCGGCCGUUGUCUGCCGGGGGUGGGGGGUGUCGCCGCUGCCCGCUCUGCCGCUGCCGCCGUUGGUGGGGGUGGGUGUGUGUGACUAGGGCGAGUGUCCUGCCCGGGGGGUGGCGCGGGACAUGGCGAACUCGACUAAUACAAACCCCGUGCCUAAACUAUAUAGGUCUGUGAUUGAAGAUGUUAUCAAUGAUGUGCGAGAAGUCUUUCUGGAUGAGGGUGUUGAUGAGCAAGUCCUUGUGGAAUUGAAAACGCUGUGGGAGAACAAACUGCUGCAGUCCAAGGCUGUUGAUGGAUUCCAUUCUGAGGAACAACAGCUCUUGUUGCAAGUGCAGCAGCAGCAACAGCAGCAGCAACAACAGCAGCAGCACCACCAUCAUCACCAUCACCCGCAACCCCAGCCACAACAGACAGUACAGCAGCAGGCCCAGACACAGCAAGUUCUUAUUCCUGCAACACAGCAAGCACCUCAACCGCAAGUUAUUGUGCCAGACUCCAAGCUGAUACAGCACAUGAAUGCUUCAAGCAUGAGUGCUGCUGCUACUGCAGCUACUUUGGCUUUGCCUGCCGGUGUUACUCCUGUUCAACAGAUUCUUACAAAUUCAGGCCAAAUUCUGCAAGUGGUUAGAACUGCCAAUGGAGCACAGUACAUCAUUCAACCCCAACAGCAAGUGGUUUUGCAGCAGCAGGUUAUACCACAGAUGCAACCUGGUGGAGUACAGUCUCCUGUUAUUCAGCAAGUUUUGGCUCCCAUUCCUGGAGGGAUCUCACCGCAAACAGGCGUAAUUAUUCAGCCCCAGCAGAUUUUAUUUACGGGAAACAAAACCCAGGUAAUACCUACAACAGUGGCUGCACCUACACCAGCUCAAGCACAGAUUCCUGCAGCGGGUCAGCAGCAACCUCCUCAGCAACCAGCACAACCACAGGCACCUUUAGUGCUGCAGGUAGAUGGAGCAGGUGACACGUCAUCUGAAGAAGAUGAGGAGGAGGAAGAAGAUUAUGACGAUGAUGAAGAAGAGGACAAAGAAAAGGAUGGAGGUGAAGAUGGCCAGGUUGAAGAGGAACCUCUAAAUAGCGAAGAUGAUGUGAGUGAUGAAGAAGGACAGGAAUUAUUUGAUACCGAGAAUGUUGUUGUGUGCCAGUAUGAUAAGAUUCAUAGAAGUAAGAACAAGUGGAAGUUUCACCUCAAAGAUGGCAUCAUGAAUCUUAAUGGAAGAGAUUAUGUAUUUUCCAAAGCCAUUGGAGAUGCAGAAUGGUGAAGGGUUGUCAUACAAACUCAGAGCAAAAUGAAAAAGCAGAAAAGGUUAAGACUCAGACAUAUACUUCAACAGGAAUUUAUUUCUGCGCACCAGAGAGGAACAGUAGAACCAAGACUACUAGAACAAAGAAAUAGCAUGGCAAUGUAGACACUACUUCAAAUGGGAAAGCUGAGGCAUUGAUGCAGCUAGCUAUGCCUGAAAGCUGGUUUUGUAUGAAUACCUUAAUUAACCACUUCUACCUAUAGAUAAAGGUAACUAGCAUGUGAGGCUUAAAACUCCCUUUCCACUGAUUUGAAGGAACUCUUCUAUUACGGUAAUAUGGAAAAAGCUUAGUGUGUCUUUGUGUAAACUGUGCUGAACCAUUCCCUCUCGGAGUGGGUUGGUGAGAAUCUUGCUUAAACUGUGUGCAGGCUUCUAACCAGAUGGUAAGAACAGAAGCAUUGAGUUCUAAUUACCUUGUAUGAGUAAACUAUUUUUAAAUCUCUUGGGCUGGGGUCAUGCAUAACUUUACAGUUUUAGGCCUUUUAUAUAAAUCUUUGAUCCCAGUACCAAAAGAUGUCAUUUGUAUUUUAAAGGCAAUUUAAUAAUUCUGAAUGUGUUGAUAAUUCAAAAGGAUGUUGUGCUUUUUAAGGACCUGCAGAUGGCAGCUGAGAGACAGAGUGCUAUCUCCUGCUCUUGCAAAGGAGUUCUCUAAAGAACAGCUGAACAAAGUGGGUCUGUGUACUGAAGGCUAGUUGAAAGUCUUUAAAAAAAAUCCUCCUAUUAACUUAAUGUAUUCCCAUUGCCCAGUGAAGGUGUGCUGCUGUGGGGACAAGUUCAAAAGUUCCAGGUGACUCUGCACUUUGGAAGACGGUGUACAGCAUUGAAAGAGCUUCCAGUUUCCUUUGAAUUUUUUUUUGUGGGGGGGGGGGAAUCAUAAUGACUCGGUAAAUACAAUCACACUAGGUCCAAUAAUUGCAUAAGUAAUAAUGGCAAUAAAUAGCAGGAUGUUGUUGGAAGGUUCUGUGACAGUAGGAAUGACUCUUUGGAAAUCUGAUUUGUAGGAAUGUGGGAUCUCUUCACUAAUGGGGUGGGGCUGAAAUUCAGCCAUCAUUGAGAAGGACAUGGACUUCCAAGUGAUUUACCAUUACAGGGUAGAUCAACAGCGUAUACAUUGGUUGUCUGAAAAGCAGUGAAGGCCAGGAAGACUGAGUUAACAAAUGGGGAGAAUGACAGUGGAACACACACACCCCAAUCCAAUUUCUAAAACUUCUGUUCUUGUGGAAAAUGAAACUUUUAAGUAUUUUUACUAAAGAAAAUUGCCAGUAUGUCUAAUCAGCACUGUGUACUAGUUCUAUAUGUUAUCUCCCAAACUCUCUUUGCAUUUCAGUCUUGAGUGCAUUGUUUCUGCUUACAGGAAAUCUAUUGUAUGUUGCAAUGAGCAGUUAGGUUUUUCUAUGCCCAGGGUAUUGAUAAAGCUGGCCAAAUCGUCUAUUCUGUUGUAUAGUGACAUAUGUAAAACAUCUGAAUUUUUAUACCAUGUAAACAUAAUUGGGUUUUUGCUUUCUGGUCAUCUUAACUGCCUGCUGAAACUGCAGUUCUCUUUGGCUGCACUUUUGGCUCAGGACUUGAAGAUGUAUUAGUGUGUAAAUUGUUUAUUCCCACUGUGUAAAACAAGGUAGAUUUUUGAAGAAAAUAUACCACUACGUAACAUGCCAAGAUUAUGUGACUAUAUGGAAACUAAUUGCCAUCUUCCCUUGCAUCUUUCUGUAUCUCAUGGCCUGUUACGGUAUAAUCUUGCCUUUUAAUUUGACAGCACAGGUUUAAAACCAAUCCCAUAAAGCUGCACUGUGAAGCCCAGCAUGACAUGACAGUUUACUACUUGUUACUGGAACCCAGAUACUGUACAAAUGUGUUCGCAUUGUGUACAUCAUGGGCACUAAAUAGCUGCUUCUUUCUAGCCUUUUUAUUUAUUUUAAAGGAUACCACAGCUUUAAAAGUGACUUACAAAUAGGUCUAUAUGGAGCAGGCAUAGCGUCUUGCAAGUUACCUAUGGGUGUAUGCAUUGGUUGAUGAGGGUGUUUUAACAAGAGGACCUGUGAAGUUCUUGUGAAAGCCAGUCAAACGUACCAAACUUGUGCUCUUACUUGCUUCAUCAAGUGUUCCUUUUUAAAUCAAAAGGCAUUUUUAAUUUCAUUUUAUUGUAGCAGCUUGCUGUAAGAAUGUAGUUUGCUUACACUUAUUAUGUACUUGAAUUUUAAUCAUGGUUUUAAAAUUGUAAUUGAACAGACAGUUUUGUUUGGCUUCCAUUACAUCAUCAUUCCUUUUGUGAGGGCAAGGGAUUCCCAUAGCUAGUCCUAAAGCUUCAUGUAGCUCAUUUUCUUUUGCUUAGAUCUGGAAUUCGUUUUAAUUGAAAUACUUAAUCAGUUAUCUCUACUUUUGAAGCAAUUAAAGGUUUGCAAGAAGGGCUUAUGUUUAGAUUUGCACAGAUAACAGGAGCACCUUUUAACUUUUAAGAUGUAUGUGUGGGGGGAAGUGGAAUGGAGAAGACAACUUGUUAAUGCUUUAAUCAGGCUAAUGGAGAUUUACCGAGUAAUUGCACAAAGGUGAGAGUCUUGUGCCUUUGCAAUCUUCAGAUAUUCCUGCUUUAUGUCGACAUGAUAUUCUAGGCCCGUUGGAUUCCUUUGGCAGUAGACUUCAUAUGAAACUUCAAUUGUAACUAAACAUUUCGAGGAUGUCAUUGGCUUUCUGUAUGUGCAAUCAUUUGAAGCAUCUACAUUAAAAGUUGUCUUUUAAGGAGGUUUUUAGUGAUACUGUCACAAAGAAGUUUAUAUCGAACUAUUUAAAUUUAAUGUGUAAGAUGUUUCCCCCGAUUGUUCAGUGGCAAAGCAAGUUUCUGUCUCCCUUGCUCCUAUUCACAACCUGUUUUUUGUCAUCAGUUUCCCUGGAAAUGGAUCAUGAUUUCACAAAUACAAAUAUUGUGGCUACCUGUCUUCUCAAGGGGAUGAAACUUGUGAUUGAAGCACAGUUGCUCAAAAAAGCAAAGAACAUGCAACAUGUGAUAUAACCAGACUUGUAGUCUUUUUAUUUUUAAAUAGUGUUAGCACAUCUGUGUGUGUUCAUUUCUGAUCUAUCUACAUCAACAGCAAUAAUGUCCCCAUCAAAUUACUGCUGGGUAAAACUCUGCAGUUAUAGUGCAGGAGGGGAAAAUAGCCUUUUUACUUAUUCACUCUGAAACUCCUGCUUGAAAAUUCUCUUUUGGCUUGGUUUUGCAAAAUUCGGGGGGGGGGGGGGAAAAAAAUAAUUUGGUUCAUCGUGUUGAAGCAUGGCUGCCCUGCCUUAAACCAGAACUGCAUGAGAUGCUGGAUGUUCUGUGAAUGGAGCUCCCAGCAUUUUUUCUAUUAAGAAAAAACAAUUAGGCAUGGGGGGGAUGGUUCUGAUGAGUACCAUGAAGCCUACCAGUGGAAGCUCUACGGGGCCAUUUCAGGUUGAGAAAAUGGAAUGGGGGAGGGCUUAAAUCCAUCUCCCCUCAUUCCACAGCUCCAAUUAGAACUGGACCCCCACAUAACUUGCUUUCUUUGGGGCAGGCGGCUGAACACUGACAGCUCAAUUCAUGGAACUCCCACUAUCUUGUGUAGGUCUGUCCUUAAAUGCAGUUGUAAAAUUCAAAGGCACUAGAUAAAGUUUGGCUUAAGAGUUCCACUGUUCUCAAAAACGAGACAUUUGGCCCUUUGCCUUUCUGUAAGUCAAUUAUGUUCUGAAAGCAUGGGUUGGGUCCUACCCAGUCUUCACUGAUGGAAAGAAUUUCCAGACGUGGAGUGGGAUUUCUGCAUGUAGAUUCUUUUCUGCCGCAACCCCAAAUGCCCCUUGAAAUGUUCACAGGAGACGGGACUCCAAGGAACAGAGGAGUCACAUCUGCUGCAACUGGUGUAUUAUCAACAGCAAAAAUUUUCUUCUGGAUCCAACUCCAAGCUUUUGCUGUGACAAGGGUUAUUGGCCUAGUUUACUGAACUCUCCUUAAUUUGUAUGCUGACAAAAGCAAGAGUUGCAGGCUAGCCACAUAUAAGACUACCACACCUUCACUUGCUCCUGUGCGCCUAGGGUACAAAUACAAUUUAGAGGGGCAGGAAAUAUCCUUAGUUGCUGUUCUGAGCUAUUAUUGUCAACUGCUGUUGUACAUAUACUGUUAUGUGUAAGGGGGUAAAUAUAUUUAUUAUGUUUGUAAAAUUCAGUCUGUACAAUUGAAAAUCAAGGAUGCUUUUCCUGGGAUGUACAGGACGUGUUUCAAAGGCCAUGCUGGGAAUACAAUUAGAAUACUUAGUAUUUUGAUGUACUAAGACCUAUUUUAAGUUUAAUAUUUUGCCUUUGCAAAAACUUUAAUUAAAGAUGUUAUUUAAAAUAAGCU